AGUGGGGUGGUGCGCGACUGUAAAGCUUGGUCAACAGUCAACACCCCCUACACGUACUACUAUUUUAAGAUCUGAAACAGCUGUUCAUCCGGCCGGCACCAGGGCUCCCCCGCUCCGGUUCGCCUUCUACAACUCCAACUUUCAUGCCGAGAAGCACUGGGAUUUCCUGCAAAGUUUUAUUGUAAGGCAAUUAAUAAUUGAUGAUAUGAUACUGACAAGUGCAGCUGGGUAGCUGGAGGAUAAGGGCUACAUUUGUGUGGUUCAACUUUCUGAACAUUAAAAACCCCGUACGUAAAGAAGCUCCCGAUUCAUACAGCAAAAGAACAUCAGUUUCAAUAAUCCCCCAACAGGGCUCGACGCUUUGGUUGAUCAUCUCUUCUUCAUCAGGGAUGGCGUAAAGGCUAGCAUUAAUAUCCUCCUCAGUUAGCACAAGGCGAAUUAAGGCCUUCCUGCAGGCUAGAAGAAUUCCUUGCAGCUGCAGCUACAGGAAGAUGGUUAAUUUGCUAUAGGCUUAUAGCACUGAAGUACGUAAUUAAGAGGGCGCUGAGGUGAAUCUGGAUCGGCCUUUCGGUUUCUGCUCUGUGGCAAGUUGAAACUUGAAAGCAUGUGAUUGGCAAUCUAGCCAAGAAAAAACAACGUACCGGCCUAGGCCUGCAUGUCACAACCCACACGGCAAAUUGACUAGAUCUUCAAGCAGUCAGUCAGCUGGCCGGGUUGAAAUUAAAGCAUGUGAUUAUUGGCAAUCUACUAAGAAAAAGCAUCGUGCAUGCUUGUCACGCAAAUUGACUACGUUCAUGCAGUCUAGGUAAUUGAAAGUAAGAAAGAUAAUUUGUGUUCGCAUGUCAUGUCCGAAUUGUGUUGAGGUAUGGGUAUACAACUAUAUAGGUUAACCAUAACUCGAUUCAUUUAAUUAAACGAGUCAAACCUCUCAACCCUAACCCUCUAAGUUUGUAUUGAGUUCGUGUCGGAUUCACAGGUCAUGUCAACAUGCAAUUGCCUUUCAUUAUGUCAUGUGUCGGGUUUUGGUCAUAUCGAAGUAUGGGUAUAAAACUAUAUAAAUCAAUCGUAACCCAACCGAUUUAAUUAAACGGGCCGGGUCGUCAGACUCAUCAACCCUAACCGUAUAAUUUAAAUGUAAUAUGUUUGUAUUGAAUUUACAAAUUGUGUCAAAAAAGUUGCUGGCCUAAUUGAAAGCAUGUGAUUGGCAAUCUACUAAUUAAGAAAAAACGUCGUGCAUGCAUGUCAUGCAAAUUGACUAGAUCUUUCCAGUUCAGACGAUCGACGAACGAAAAGUAAUCUUUCUUGAAUGUGCGUACAAAUUGCCAGUAAAUUGUUGAAUCUUUCAAAGUCAAGGACUCAAGGUCAUGACCGAAUCAGAACCUGCCCAACACUUACGCCAUAGCAUUCAUUACAAAUAAUUUGGUGAUGAUCACCAAAUUUGUAAAAUCCAUCUCCUCCUGUUCUUGCAAUUAAUCAUUAUCAGUGAUAUUCGAUAUUCCUUCUUCAAUGGAUUCUGCAACCGGCCAGCCUCACUUUGUCCUAAUACCACUCAUGGCCCAAGGCCACAUGAUCCCCAUGAUUGACAUGGCCAGGCUCUUUGCGGAGCGUGGCGUUAUUGUGAGCUUGGUGACAACCCCCUACAAUGCGUCACGAUUUCAAAGAGCUAUCAACCAAGCAAGAGGCUCUGGGCUCUCGUUUCGGCUUGUUCAGCUCGAAUUUCCAUGCCAAGAAGUGGGACUUCCUGAAGGAUACGAGAACCUUGACAUCCUGCCCUCCAGAGACCUACUGAGAAAGUUCUACAAAGCUCUCAGCAUGCUCCAACAGCCACUAGAAAAACACCUCGAGAAAGAAACUCCCCCUCCAACUUGCAUAAUAUCUGACAAGUGCCUCUCUUGGACAUCCAUCACUGCUCAAAACUUCAACAUUCCAAGGCUUGUUUUUCACGGGAUGGGCUGCUUCUCACUUUUGAGCUCCCAUAAUAUUAAACUUUACAAUGCUCACAAUUCUGUCAGUUCUGACUCGGAACCCUUUGUGAUCCCUGGAAUUCCCCAUAGAAUUGAGAUAACAAAAGCCCAGCUGCCGGGAGCUUUUGUUGCCCUGCCUGACUUGGAUGAUUUUCGAAACAAGAUGCAAGAGGCUGAAUCAACCGCCAAUGGGGUUGUGGUGAAUAGUUUCCAUGAAUUGGAGCGUGAGUACAUUGAGGAGUACGAGAAGGCUAUUAAGAAGAAGGUGUGGUGCGUUGGGCCAGUUUCUUUACGUAACAAGGAGAAUUCGGACAUGUUUGAGAGAGGUAACAAAGCCUCAAUUGACGAGCAACUUUGCAUAGGAUGGCUUAACUCGAAGAAAUCAGGAUCAGUUAUUUAUGCUUGUCUAGGUAGCCUGUGCCGCCUGGUUCCCGCACAAUUAAUAGAGCUUGGGCUCGGCCUAGAAGCAUCAAAUCAGCCAUUUAUUUGGGUGAUCAAAACAGGAGAAAGGCAUUUGGAGCUGGAGGAGUGGUUGGUGAAGGAAAGAUUUGAGGAAAGGAUCAAAGGGAGGGGGCUGUUGAUCAAGGGAUGGGCUCCACAGAUGCUUAUUCUAUCCCAUCCAGCAGUCGGAGGAUUCAUAACCCACUGUGGAUGGAACUCGACGCUAGAAAGUGUGUGCUCCGGUGUGCCGAUGAUAACAUGGCCUCUCUUCGCCGAGCAGUUCUUCAAUGAAAAACUAGUCGUAGAAGUUUUGAGGAUUGGGAUUAAGGUAGGCGUCGAGAUCCCUGUCAGGUGGGGGGAUGAAGAGAAAGUUGGGGUGUUGGUGAAGAAAGAUGGGGUUGAGAAGGCAAUAACCAUGCUCAUGGAUGGGGGAGAAGAAGGUGAGAAGAGAAGAAAGAAAGCAAGAGAGCUUGGAGAGAUGGGAAAAAGGGCACUGGAGGAAGGUGGAUCUUCUCAAUUAAACAUGUCAUUCUUGAUCGAAGAUAUAACAAAACAAUCCACCCAAGGAAAGGCGUAAUUAAAAAAAAUAAAAAUUAACUAUGUUAUAUAUUUUAUUGAUCAAUUAUUGAGUGGAGAGAUUCAAGGAGAUUAAUUUCUUGAUUUUCUCCAUUAAUUAAAAUAAAUUUCUUGUAUUCUAUGUUA
Messenger RNA from Alnus glutinosa, 3107 nucleotides. Its product is annotated as UDP-glycosyltransferase 73D1-like. The transcript is spliced from 5 exons. Lineage: Eukaryota; Viridiplantae; Streptophyta; Magnoliopsida; Fagales; Betulaceae. Gene Ontology annotation, molecular function: UDP-glycosyltransferase activity. The coding region runs from base 1507 to 2982 and encodes 491 amino acids. The record is from RefSeq and is a predicted model, not a curated record.